GAUACAGAGAUGCCGGAAUUGGUAGUGCGGAAAAAUCAUUUAUAUAUGUAUAUUUUUAUUUAUAUGCAUAAAGUACUAUUAAUUUAAACGAAAUACAGUCACAAUCAAUUGCAAUUAACUGAUGAAAGAAAUAUUAAUCGCCUUCUAAAAUCUUCUCAUUAUUGAUCGAUCGUGCCAAAAAUGAAGUUGGAACGAUUAACAUAACCUUGCAUAAAUAAACGUCAGAGGAUAACACAAUUGUAAGUGGCAGUGUAAUUUCCUACUAUUUAUAAUUCUCUAAAUGUACUUAAUAUAAAUUAUUUAUAUUUGGUAUGUGUAAUUAUUAUUUGCUUCUAUAUGAAUAAUAAAAAUGAAGUGAAAUAUUAAUCAUCAUCAAUAAAGUUAAGUGAUUUUAUAUAAGAUAUAAUAAAAUUAUACUAAUAUUGAAUAUUUUGUAUAAUUUAUACAAUUAAUAAUUAUUAUAUUAAUUAUAAAAUCUAAUCACUUUGUAAAUGUAAAAUGCAUUGCAUACGUAAGAUUUUAAAUAUUGCACAGCACAGUUUACAAGUGCAUAACAAAGCCAAUACAAUCUGUAAAAGAUCAGGAAUAUUGCUCCAAGAUAUAGUUUGCCGCUUUAAUCAUGAUUCCGAAGAGUAUAUACCUGCAGAUGAAGAGAAAGACCAAGAGGCGUAUACACAAAUCUCCAACCAUUAUUUAGGUAUUGCAGUUGGAGGACAUAGAACAUUUAUUUUACAGCCAUACAUAAAAUGGGGUAAAGACAAGAAGAGAAACACUUCGCCAGAGUUACAAAUGGCUGAAGCCAUAGCACUCAUAAACACUCUAUCUAACUGGUGUGUAGUUGGAACAAAGUAUGCCCCAUUACUUUCAUUGCAAAAAAAAAGUUUGUUAGGUACUGGUGCGAUGGAAAACCUGAAAAAAGAAAUAAGUAAAUGCGAAAAUCCAACUGCCAUAUUCGUCAGUACUAAUCUGUUAAAGUUUGUUCAAAUUGCUGAAUUGGAAAAAAUUCUUGGUCUACCAGUAUAUGAUCGUUACUCUAUAGUUAUUCACAUAUUUCGUCAGCAUGCAAAAAGUGUAGAAGCAAAAUUACAAGUAGCUUUAGCGGAAGUACCAUAUGUUCGAAAAAAAGUGCUUGAAACAUCUGUGACUCGCAAUGGCAUUAUAAACUUGACAGAAAAGGCAAAACUAAUCUUUGACAGUAGAGAAAAGAAAUUAAAAAAUGAAUUGAAAAAAUUACAACAACAUCGAAAAAAUAUCAGAAGUCAGCGUAAAAAACAUGGUUUUCCGACAGUUGCUGUAGUUGGUUAUACAAACGCAGGAAAAACUUGCUUAAUAAAAGCACUUACAGAUGACAAAUCUCUUCAACCUAAAAAUAAAUUGUUUGCAACUCUUGACACAACUGCGCAUGAAGGGUUUUUACCCAACAAAUUAAAAAUAUUGUACAUGGAUACUAUUGGAUUCAUCCAAGAUGUGCCAGAAACUUUAGUUGAACCAUUUGUUGUAACAUUGGAGGAUGCUAUGAUUGCUGAUGUUAUAGUUCAUGUAUAUGAUGUCAGUCAUCCUGAUAUGAAAGCACAGUACCAACAUGUUCAGCAAACGAUAAAACCCAUGAUAGACGAAACUCGUCCGAUAAUCGAUGUCGCCAAUAAAUGCGAUCUCGUUCAAAACGAUUGCAUACCAAAAGAUGCAAUCGCCGUUUCUGCUACGAAUUUAACAGGGAUCGAUUUGUUACGUUUGAAAAUACAGGAAGUUCUUUUGGCCGUCACUGGAUUAUUACGCACACGUAUAAGGGUAGAAUCGGGUAGUCUUGCAGCCAGCUGGUUGUACAAAAUGACGACAGUAACGAAUGCUCUACCAGAUCCUAAUGAUGCUCAAUAUUUAAUUCUGGAAGUGCUCGCUACUUCGGUCGAUAUACAAAAAUUCAAGAAAUUUUUAAGGCAAUAAAGUAUUCUAUAUUAUAUAUAGUAUACUUUAUUUGCAAUGUUUUGUUAAUGUUUAUGCAUUACUUAUUUAAUAAAUAAACAUAAAGCAUUUUA
This is a messenger RNA of Cataglyphis hispanica, 2033 nucleotides long. Its product is annotated as putative GTP-binding protein 6. Gene Ontology annotation, cellular component: cytoplasm. NCBI's taxonomy places the organism in Eukaryota, Metazoa, Arthropoda, Insecta, Hymenoptera, Formicidae. The transcript is spliced from 3 exons. Bases 499 to 1941 code for a protein of 480 amino acids. The record is from RefSeq and is a predicted model, not a curated record. Gene Ontology annotation, molecular function: ribosome binding; GTP binding.